Drosophila subpulchrella is the source of this 476-nucleotide messenger RNA. RefSeq lists its product as uncharacterized. NCBI's taxonomy places the organism in Eukaryota, Metazoa, Arthropoda, Insecta, Diptera, Drosophilidae. The transcript is spliced from 2 exons. Bases 8 to 385 code for a protein of 125 amino acids. The record is from RefSeq and is a predicted model, not a curated record.
AUUCCGUAUGAAUAGAAUGUAUUUAUUGUUUAUUCUCGCCUUGGGCGUCAUUGAUCUCAGUUGUGGUCAAGAGUGCCAGAAAGGUUUCUUUAUGAACCCGAAAAGACGAAAAUGUGAACUAAUACCGCCCACAAAACCGCCACCCAAAUGUCCUACUGGAUUAAUCUGGCUUCCUGCUAAGAAUGAGUGUGUCAGGCUACGUCAAAUUAUUAGUGGAUACUACCCACUAAACCAUGAGAACGCAACGCAAAGCUCAACUCCAUGUCCCACGGGCACCAGUUUGUUGGGGAAAAUAUGUGUAAAGGAGUCAGCGAAGAAACCAGGGGCCAAUGGUGAAGGUGAAUCGGAGAGUAAAUAUCAAGUACUCAUAAAAGAAAAGCCUUAACGAGUUUUAUGUAAUUGUUUUUAACUCAUUUUUUCUAUUUUGGGACAAGAAAAAUAAAAGUUACGAUUUAAUAAAAAUACCUAACCAGCAA